Molecule: messenger RNA, 3886 nt
Organism: Phaeodactylum tricornutum CCAP 1055/1
Lineage: Eukaryota; Bacillariophyta; Bacillariophyceae; Surirellales; Neidiaceae
Gene: PYC2
Product: precursor of carboxylase pyruvate carboxylase
Exons: 1
Coding region: 92-3886 (1264 amino acids)
Biological process (GO): pyruvate metabolic process; gluconeogenesis
Cellular component (GO): cytoplasm
Molecular function (GO): pyruvate carboxylase activity; metal ion binding; ATP binding
Source: RefSeq, a predicted model, not a curated record
GACGGUUCGUAUCUGUAACAAGUAAAUCUCCCAAGCUGUCGUUAAUCCAUUGGGGGUCGAAAGCCGACUUCUGCAACAGUGGGUGGGAAUCAUGCGACGUGUCGCCGUGUUCGUGUUGGUCUUAAGCAUGCCGUCAAUGGCGGCAGCCUUUGCCCCACGACGAUCCUGGACGACCGCGACAACACCAGCCGGAAUAGAAACAGCCGCAACAAUGGCACGCCGAUCCUUAUUGUCCAGUCUCCUCCGAGUCUCCACGGGUACAGAUUCAGAAAAAGAUACAAAUGCAAGUACGGAUUCGAUCCAAACCGACAGUGUCGUUACUGAGGCCAGCGCACGCAAUUCCAAGCUGGUUCGCAAUGUUCCCCCCUUUCAGCGCAUUCUCGCAGCGAAUCGCGCCGAAAUUGCUGUCCGUAUCAUGCGAGCGGCGACGGAACUCAACGCUGGUACGGUAGCCAUGUACACACACGAAGAUCGCUAUUCGCAGCACCGUUGGGGGGCCGAUCAGAGCUUUUUGCUCGACAAAAAAAACCCCACGAGUUCGCCCAUUUCGGCCUAUUUGGACAUUCCGCAGAUAAUACGUCUCGCCCUGGAUGCUGGUGUCGAUGCUAUCCAUCCAGGCUACGGAUUUCUGUCGGAAAGCCCAGAAUUCGCGCAAGCGUGUGCUGACGCCAGCAUUACCUUUGUUGGACCAACGGUGGAAAACCUUCAGCGAUUUUCCGAUAAGACCUCCGCCCGACAAGCCGCCAUCGAAGCCGACGUUCCCGUCGUGCCCGGAUCGGACGGUGCUUUGGAAACCGAAGCAGAUGUUACGGCUUUCGUCGAAGCCAACGGAUUGCCCGUCAUUCUCAAAGCUGCCAUGGGGGGCGGGGGCAAAGGCAUGCGGGUGGUUCGUCGUAUGGAAGACUUGAUUCCCUUCUUCCAAGCCGCCAGCAGUGAAGCGCUCGCGAGUUUCGGGGACGGCGCAGUCUUUGUUGAACGCUUCGUGGAACGUCCGCGACACAUUGAAGUGCAAAUUAUUGGAGACGGGACCGGCAAUGUGGUACACUUGUGGGAACGCGAUUGCAGUAUCCAACGUCGCCACCAAAAGGUUAUCGAAAUGGCACCCGCCUGGACACUGCCGGACGAACUACGAGCACAGCUACAUGAAUACGCCGUCCGACUCACAUCACAAGCCAAGUACAAGAACGCCGGGACAGUAGAGUUUUUGAUUGAUGCGGAACUGCGUCCUUACUUUAUCGAAGUCAAUCCCCGCAUUCAGGUCGAACACACCGUCACGGAAGAAGUGACGGGAAUCGAUUUGGUCCAGGCCCAGAUCAAAAUUGCCGCCGGAGCUACGCUGGAGGAAGUUGGUUUGGUUCAAGCGAAUAUUCAACCCCGUGGUGUAGCGAUCCAGUGCCGUGUGACGACGGAAAAUCCCGAGCGAGACUUUGCCCCCGAUACCGGGACCGUAACCCUCUAUCGUCACUCCGCCGGUAAGGGUGUUCGAAUGGACGGCAUUGGAUACUCCGGAAUGACUAUUACGCCUUACUUUGACUCCAUGAUUGUCAAGUACACGGCGCUGGGUGCGAACUUUCCGGAAACGGUCGCACGGAUGAAGCGUGUUUUGCAAGAGUGCCGCAUUCGGGGAGUCAAAACCAAUGUUGGAUUCUUACUCAACGUCUUGUCGCAUCCCGAGUUCGAGACGGGUAUCGUUACGACAUCCUUUAUCGACGAAAAUCCGCAACUGAAACAAACGAGCAUGUCCAUGUACGACUUUGCGUCGGAAGAACAAGCCGAUCCGCGGAAGACUUUCGCAACAGAACGUUUGGUACGAUAUCUGGCCAACUUGGCCGUCAACGGACAACCACCCGAGUUGGGCGCCGACUCCCAAAAACUUACCCGUACCACCGCCAUCGCGGAUAUUCCCGCUCCCGAGAUUCGCUCCGAGGGAAAUGCUGCCGUUCCUUCCGAUGAGUCGCCAAAUCAACCCGGUUGGCGUCAUCUGUUGCUCGAACAAGGACCAAAAGCCUACGCCAAGGCCGUCCGCGAGCACCAAGGUUUGCUUAUCACGGAUACCACUUGGCGUGACGCGCACCAGUCAUUACUGGCGACCCGCAUGCGGACGCAAGAACUCAUCAAGAGCGCCGAUUACACCAACAUGGCUCUCGCUAACGCCUUUUCCCUAGAAAUGUGGGGUGGUGCCACAUUUGACGUGGCCAUGCGAUUUUUGCGCGAAUGUCCCUGGGAGAGACUGGAAGCAUUACGGGAAAAAGUACCCAAUGUGCCCUUUCAAAUGUUACUGCGGGGUGCCAACGCCGUUGGAUACACGAACUACGCUGACAAUGUCGUGCACAAGUUUUGCAAGCAAGCACACGAUUCGGGUGUUGAUGUUUUUCGUGUGUUUGAUUCAUUGAAUUACAUUGAGAAUCUUCAGUUGGGUGUCGACGCAGCCGGAGAAGCCGGUGGCUUUGUCGAAGGUGCCAUGUCGUACACGGGAGACGUUGCGGAUCCCACCAAGGGCAAGUAUUCGUUGGAGUACUACAUGAACUUGGCCAGCGAGUUGGUCGACAUGGGCGUCCACUCUCUCGCAAUCAAAGACAUGGCCGGUCUCCUGACACCCAAGGCUUCCACAUUAUUGGUCAGUGCCUUACGCGAAGCCCAUCCGGAUAUUCCUAUUCAUGUACACACACACGAUACGGCCGGGAGCGGAGUGGCUUCCAUGCUGGCUGCUGCACAAGCCGGUGCCGAUAUUGUGGAUUCGUCAAUGGAUGCUUUUUCCGGAAUGACAUCGCAGCCCUCGCUAGGUGCGCUCGUGGCCAACUUGGCGGGAACCGAGCGUGACACCGGCAUUCAGCUUUCGAACCUGCCACCACUUAAUUCGUACUGGGAAGACGUGCGUUCGCUGUACGCUCCGUUCGAGUCGGGGCAACUGAGUGGGUCGUCUGAUGUUUACUUCCACGAAAUUCCGGGCGGUCAGUAUACCAAUCUACUUUUCCAGUCCAAGCAACUCGGUUUGAGUGAUCGCUGGACAGAAAUCAAAACGAAGUAUGCUGAAGCCAAUAUUAUUUUAGGUGACAUCCCCAAAGUCACACCUUCGUCCAAGGUUGUCGGUGACUUGGCACAGUUUUUAGUCUCCCAAAACUUGGAAGCGAAUGAGGUAUUGGAAAAGGCCGAUACUUUGGCUUUUCCUGACUCGGUUAUCAACUACUUAAAGGGAGAUAUUGGUGUCCCUCCAGGGGGAUUUCCGGAACCGUUGCGAAACAAGGUAUUGCAAAGUCGGAACUUGGAACCGAUCGAAGGACGACCCGGAAAGUUCUUGCCUGAUUACAACUUUGACAAGGAACGUGAGUUGCUAGAAAAACGUUUCGGGAAGGCCAACAUUGACGAGAAGGAUUGCCUUUCGUACGCGUUGUACCCGGAUGUCUUCACGGAAUGGAAAGAUUUUCAAGCUUUGUACGGUGACGUUGGCAAACUCCCAACUCGCUUGUUCCUCAACCCAAUGCAAGUAGGCGACGAAGUUGAAAUUGAAAUCGCAAAGGGCCAGACCUUGAUCGUGGAACUCGUUUCUAUCCAAGACGUGAAGGAGGACGGUACCCGCACCGUCAUUUUUGAAGUCAACGGUGAACCCUGGUACAUGCCGGUAACGGACCAGAACUUGUUAGGAGAUUCGGCGGUUCGCGAAAAGGCGGUCGCUCCUGGUCAAGUCGGCGCGUCCAUGCCAGGAGUGGUAGUUGGCUUGAAAGUUAAAGCAGGAGACACCGUACAAGAAGGUGAAACCGUAGCGACCUUGUCGGCCAUGAAGAUGGAAACCUCAAUUCCGGCGACGGCAUCGGGUGUUAUCAAGCGUGUGCUUGUCAACGUGGGCGACAAGGUCAACGGAGACGAUCUCAUCCUUGAGAUUGAAUAA